AUGGACAAGGUCCACAGCCGCCCGGCAGGGCAUAGUACCCGACCCGAGAUCAACCCCAGUAUCCCAUAUGGAGGCAGGGAGCCCACAGCCAGGGUGAUGCCCCAAUCCAACCCCCGCCGCAGGCCGCACGGGCACGGGCACGGGCACGGGCACGGACAGAGUAGGCGCAGCCGGCUAGUGGGGGGCCAAAACCAACCGGGGAGACCAGAAGGGAAAGGCAGGCCAAUGAAUGGACCCUUCCCCUGCCCCCACCACCCCACCACCACCACGCCAGCCAGCCAACCCCAGCCCAGGACACCGCCCGCCCAACCCGCCCGCCCGCCCCCCAUACAGAACCGCCAGGACCCAGGAGGCCCCCCAGGCCCCGCCCCAGGCAGCCACAGGGACAGAGUGCAGAAGCGUCCAGAGGGGGAACCCAGGACCAGACCCCACAACCCCACAACCCCUCCACCUCCCCUACCAGUAGAACCAGAGGCCGCGCAGGCACCCAGCAGGCACUGCCAGCCCCCCGUCAAAAGGCCCCGAGCCCAACCACAGGCCCCGGCCACCGUCACCGCAAAGGGCCCCACCAAACCCAACACCCCAACCACACCGGGCGCAGGGCCGACCACCAGUGCCAGGCCGAAUCCCAAGGGCCAUCCGAGAGUUACCGCAAUGCCCCUUUAA
Molecule: messenger RNA, 666 nt
Organism: Notolabrus celidotus (New Zealand spotty)
Lineage: Eukaryota; Metazoa; Chordata; Actinopteri; Labriformes; Labridae
Product: basic salivary proline-rich protein 1-like
Exons: 1
Coding region: 1-666 (221 amino acids)
Source: RefSeq, a predicted model, not a curated record